Messenger RNA from Balaenoptera acutorostrata (minke whale), 1231 nucleotides. It is a transcript of the gene ENSA, whose product is annotated as endosulfine alpha. The record is from RefSeq and is a predicted model, not a curated record. Gene Ontology annotation, cellular component: cytoplasm. The coding region runs from base 145 to 510 and encodes 121 amino acids. Gene Ontology annotation, molecular function: protein phosphatase inhibitor activity. NCBI's taxonomy places the organism in Eukaryota, Metazoa, Chordata, Mammalia, Artiodactyla, Balaenopteridae. The transcript has 4 exons.
GUCACAGGCAAGAGCCGCCAUUUUGACUGAGCAACCCUAGUGACAGGAGCCGAAGAAGCAGCUCAGGUUGUCCCGUUUCCCCUCCCCCUUCCCUUCUCCGGGUGACUUCCUGGGUCCCCUACACUCCACAGUCCCGGUCCCGCCAUGUCCCAGAAACAAGAGGAGGAGAACCCUGCGGAGGAGACUGGCGAGGAGAAGCAGGACACACAGGAGAAAGAAGGUAUGCUCCCUGAGAGAGCCGAGGAGGCAAAGCUAAAGGCCAAAUAUCCAAGCCUAGGACAAAAGCCUGGAGGCUCCGACUUCCUCAUGAAGAGACUCCAGAAAGGGCAAAAGUACUUUGACUCAGGAGACUACAACAUGGCCAAAGCCAAGAUGAAGAAUAAGCAGCUGCCAAGUGCAGGACCAGACAAGAACCUGGUGACUGGUGACCACAUCCCCACCCCACAGGAUCUGCCCCAGAGAAAGUCCUCACUCGUCACCAGCAAGCUUGCGGGUGGCCAAGUUGAAUGAUGCUGCCCGGGGCUCCGCCAGAUCCUGAGACGCUGCCCCCCUGGGUCCUGUGCUGGCUCCGGCCCCUCCCUGCUUUUGCAGCCAGGGGUCAGGAGGUGGCUCGGGCGCGGGCUGGAGAGGCAGAAGCCCCUGCCCGUCGGUGUCCCAGCGCAUGGAGCCCCUUGGGCUGAGCACCAAGACCUUGAACCUUUUUUGUUUUCCCUUUUUUUCCAAAUAAUUGUUGGGCGACAUCUCAGUGAAAUCCUGGGGGUGGGGUGGGGGGUUGGGAGGGUGGAGUGGGAGAUUUGGGGGAAUAUGAAUUAGGGCUUGGAGUUGAUAAAAACAUUCUUGACUAUCCUUAGCCAUGUGGCUGGUGUGGGGUGGGUGUGAGGAGGAGGAAGUAAAAUGGACAAAAGAUGAGAGGCUCUAAUUCAGCUCUGUAGAAGAAUGCCUUGUUUGCUUGGAUGUGGCUGGGGACCUGGUGUCAGAUAAAAGAAACUGACCGUCUAAAUAUGAAAGAUGCAGACAGCUCCUCUGGUUCUGCAGAGCAAGCUGAGAACUCAGUUGUUCAUUAAAAAAAAAAGUGCUGUCCUUGAAAUAGAUUUGUUGUGGGAAGAAGGGCAGUGAGCAUGGGAGAAGGGGGCUAUGAGCGUGGGGAGCCCCAUAGAGCCCAGGGGACUUUUUCAGUUUGAAAUAAAAAACAAAAGAAGACCCACAAAAAAAAAACCCAACCCAGAAAUAC